AUGUCUGAGACCAUGUCAUCUCAGAGGAAGCCUUCGGUUAACAAGAACAUAAAGAAGCUGCGUACACUGAGCGUGGUGUGCAACCUGGCACGGAGCUGGCAACAGUGGAUAUGUGAGAACGAAGAAAAGCAGGCUAGUGAACCCACAGGGUGGGCCCCAGACAGUAUUGACAGAGACAAAGCUGAAAAGCAGGAGCCAAAGAAACCUGUAUUUAUUGGGAAGAAGACAAAAAAAUCUCAAGACAACGAGAGUGGACCAGAGGAUUCCCGCAUUAAGACCAAACAGGUGGUGAAAACAGUGACACGAGAUGUCCAGGAGAAGUGUGCAGGCAUUGAGUUCCUGACCAACCGCAUUUGUAAAGACCCAGAGGCUGAAGAGCUGGACAGGAUUCUGAAAAAGAGUUCACCCACCCUGCGCAGGAAAUGCUCCAACAUGGUGUCAGAUCUGAAACAGAGCUGGAAGGUAGUAGAAAAUGAACGGAAGAGGGCGGGGGAAUCCAGUGAGGGCAGCGGGAUCUCAGAGGCCAAGGAGCGAGUUCUGGAGCGGGAUAUUUCUGAGAGCCAGGAAAAUGCGGAAGAGAAUGAUACAGACCCGUCAUCCAUCAGGAUCAAGAGACCAUCAUCACUUGGGGCCAAGAAGGAAGUAGAGGAUGCCAAUAAAAUUAACGCCCUCUCAGGCAAGUACAGCGCCGUGGGGAGCCUCAAGAGCCGCUGGCAAAGCUGGGCAUCAGAGCACAGCACCAGCCAAAAACUCAACCCCUUUAGCGAUGAAUUCGAUUACGAGUACUCCAUGUCCUUGCGUCUGCGGAAGGGAGAGGAAGGCUACGGCAGGCCCAAGGAGGGGAGCAAGACGGCAGAGAGAGCCAAACGGGCUGAGGCGCACAUCCAUCGAGAGAUUGAACACAUGUGCUUUAUCAUCAGGACCAUGUCUGACCCUGACCUGGACGGUUGCACCCGGAUAACCUUCGGUGAGCUGUUUGACAGAUAUGUGAGGAUUUCAGACAAGGUAGUGGGCAUCCUGAUGAGAGCCAGGAAACACGGCAAGGUGCACUUCGAAGGAGAGAUGCUGUGGCAGGGUCGGGAUGAUGAAGUUAUCAUUACACUGCUUGUGUGACACAAAUAUGACGCCAUUUUGUAACAUAAUGCACUCUGACAAAAAAAAAGAAAAGAAAAGAAGAAGCCUUGACUUUGCUGCUGUAGGGAAAGGGAAGUAGAUAAUAGUGGUAGAGGGUGGCACUGAUGUUAUUGGUAAAUUAUUUGUAUUUUAUUGAUGGAAUUUUAGU
Hemibagrus wyckioides is the source of this 1282-nucleotide messenger RNA. RefSeq names its product actin binding Rho activating protein b (gene abrab). Gene Ontology annotation, cellular component: sarcomere. The record is from RefSeq and is a predicted model, not a curated record. Gene Ontology annotation, biological process: positive regulation of transcription by RNA polymerase II; positive regulation of Rho protein signal transduction. The transcript is spliced from 2 exons. Gene Ontology annotation, molecular function: actin binding. The coding region runs from base 1 to 1113 and encodes 370 amino acids. NCBI's taxonomy places the organism in Eukaryota, Metazoa, Chordata, Actinopteri, Siluriformes, Bagridae.